AUGGAUUAAUUUGCUAUUGGACUAUUCCCUCUUGUAUAUGCUGGUUAUGCUUAAAUGAAAAUCAAGGGUUACAAAUAAGUGAGGAAUAAACCAGAAACCAUUGCUUUAAAAGUUAAGAUUGGAUUUCAACUUUAAAUUGCAAUUGUGCAACUAAUUGAAUUCAUUGUAGCACUUUUCCAUCAGGAUCUACUCUCUGCUUUAUGUAGUCUCUUCUUAAUAAUUGGAUUAUUUUACUCAUUCGGAAUCACAGUUAUCUUUCAUCGUGAAUCACUCUUAACCUUUCUGCCUUUCAUUUGUCUAUUCAAUUUAAUCUGCAAUGAACCCAUACUCAAAUUAUUCGAUCUCCUUAGUUUAGUGCUGUCAUCCCUUCUGGUGAUUUAUCAAAGACAAAGAGGCGAUGAUCCGUUGGAAUAUAACCCUUUUUGUGAAUUCUUCGAAUAAUAAGAUAGUUUCAUUGUGUAAUACUUGAUCUUGUUCAGAUUCCAACCAAAUGCUUAUUCAGAAGAAAUCGAAUUGCACGAAUUGAAUGAAUCCACUCUUCAAGAUCAACUACUAGUUACUCACCAAACUCAUCAAUAAUAGCAUCAUCCAGCAUCUUAAGUGGCUUAAUUCCUAAUUAAUUAAACCAGACAAUCUACCAAAUCAGAUGCCAAACAUCUUCAACCAAUGGAUAUCAAAUUUUCAAAGGACGAUGAUGAAAUUUGGGAUAAAAAAAUUGAAGUUGUUGAAUCACCCAAAUAACUUAACAAAAGGAAGGUUAGAUCAUCCUAAAUCAUAAUGGAGGAGAAUUCCCAAUCAGAAGAUGUCUCACAUCCAUCUUUUAAAGAGGAAGUACCUAAAACCAACUUGCAUCGUCGAAGUCAAGUCUCAGAGAAGAGAUCCCUCUCCUAAAGAGAAAUUAAAUAGGAUCUUGAUUAUGAACAAAGACAAGUUAUUGUCUCUGAUGAUGAAAAUGAUAAAAUUAAUAAGGAAGAAACCAAAUAUUAUGAUUACCAAUCCUCAAAUUGUAAUUAACCUAAAAUUCGAGCAUAAUAGCAAUAAGUCAUUGAAAUUGUUGGCAUCGAUAAAUUAGGAGCGGACAGUCCAUUAAAGGAACAAUCUACUCCUCAAAAUUUUGCUUAUGUUGAAGAUAAUCAAUAUCCUGAAAAACUGAUUGUGAUUCCUUAAUAAAUUCAAUAAGAAUUGAAUAAGAAAAAGUAGCAGAAAAAGAAGAAAUAAAAAGAUGAAGGUCUUAUUGCCAAAAGAAAUAGGAUGAUUAAGAGAAUCAAAAGUUUUGAAGAAUUUUAAGAUAAAAACGAUGAUAAUAGAUCCUAAAAUAGUGACUAAUUUGAUGAUAAGAAAAGUGAUUACGAAAGAUACAAGGAUGAACUAAGUUCUGCCACUUUAUCCGAAGAUGAAAGUGAGAGUGGAGUCUAUAUUUAAUAGAAGAUGGAAAAAGUACAAUUCACAGUUGGAAGAUAAGUUGUGAAAAAACUAAUUAAUUACUAGCAUAAAACUCUGAUUCCAAUUACCAUUAAGGUUAAGAAUGAUCAAUGGGUCGAAAAUUGUCAAUAUUAAGACUUAUACCAAAUAGCGAAUGGACAUUUACCUAAACCAACUUAUGGAGAUGCUGAAAUUGAAAAGAAAUUCUUUUAUAUUCAACAAUGGUUGGAUGGUAUGAGUCAGAACCCCAUCCUUAUGAGAAAAGAGAUAUUAGAGUUUUUCAAUGUUCCUGAAUCAAUCAUUAAUAAAUAUGGACUGGUUAAAAAGAUCGAAGAAGAAACGAGAGUCUAAAGAAACAGCAAUAAGUUUAUGAAUACUGCUUAGAAAGAGUAUUUCCUACAGAUAAAAUAAAUUAAGGUAGAGUGCUUAAGUUCUGAAACAUCAGAUGCUUUUGCAGGAAUAAUUUACUUUAGUUUAAGAUUUACAAUCCAGACAGAGAAAAGAUCCUUUGUCUCGGAAUGCAAAAGAACAAUUGAUGAAAUAAAGGAGGCUACUAAAAUUAUAUAAUAGGAAAGAAAUCUAAGGGUUUCUCUGCAGGAUCAUGAAACAGUGAAGAAACAAAUGAAAGCUAUUGAUUAAUUUUUGUCAGAACUUUUUGGCCACCAAUUCUAUUAUUGCGAUAAGUUAUUUGAAUAAUUUGGAUUAUUGUCGCAAAUUAAAUGA
Paramecium tetraurelia is the source of this 2145-nucleotide messenger RNA. RefSeq lists its product as uncharacterized. Lineage: Eukaryota; Ciliophora; Oligohymenophorea; Peniculida; Parameciidae. The transcript is spliced from 2 exons. The record is from RefSeq and is a predicted model, not a curated record.